AGUGUAAAUUGACACAGAGAUGGCGCUUGUGUCACUAUGGCCACGUAAGUUUUGUUAUGACAUGAGUUACAAUUUCGGGUGACGUUUAAAAAAAGGGGGAUUCGUGGUUUUAACGUUAGUUUAGUUGGUUUUAAAUGAAUGUAGGUGUGAUAAUGAGUGAAAAACUGUGCCUAUGGCUUGUUCUUUUGGUGAUUGUGAACGUGUGCAGAACGUUAGCGACCGAACUAACCUUCGAGUUGCCGGAUAGCGCGAAAGAGUGCUUUUUUGAAGAUAUUGAGAAAAAUACAACAGCUACGUUAGAAUUCCAGGUAGUAACUGGUGGUCAGUACGAUGUAGAUGUUUCACUUCAAGAUCCAAAGAAAAAAAUUAUUUAUAAUCAAGUAAAAACCCAAUUUGAUUCACACACGUUCACAGCGGAGUCCACAGGAAUUUACACGGUGUGUUUCAGCAAUGAAUUUUCAACGUUUUCGCAUAAGUUAGUUUAUAUGGAUUUUCAAGUUGGAGAAGAAGCCCCUUUACCUGGUAUUGGAGAGCAUGUCACUGUUAUGACUCAAAUGGAGUCUUCAGCUCAGGAAGUUCACAAAUCGCUAAAUACAAUUGUUGAUUUUCAAACGCAUCAUAGGUUAAGGGAGGCUCAAGGAAGGAAACGAGCAGAAGAUCUUAAUGAACGAGUUUUGUUGUGGUCUAUUGUUGAAACUUUGGCCAUUUUGCUUAUUGGACUUGGGCAGGUGUUUAUUUUAAAGAAUUUCUUUACAGAUAAAAGGCCAUUUCAACCUUUGAAAUAGUUUCUGAUUGCAAAAGAACAAUACAGUAAAGAAAUAAAAGGUGUUAAUAUAUUAGUACAA
Messenger RNA from Onthophagus taurus, 845 nucleotides. It is a transcript of the gene p24-1, whose product is annotated as transmembrane emp24 domain-containing protein. NCBI's taxonomy places the organism in Eukaryota, Metazoa, Arthropoda, Insecta, Coleoptera, Scarabaeidae. The record is from RefSeq and is a predicted model, not a curated record.